UGCUGGCUGCAAUGUCAGAUCGAAGGUCCAAUAGAGUCUACAUAGAUAUAAAACAUUUAUUCCUCAUUCAAGAACUGUUGGUGAUCCCGACAGCAAACAUCAAUAAUGAUUAUACGAACGGAUUGUGUCAUAUUUGUCUUAUGUUUUCUCUGUUUUUGUGACGCGAAAAUUGCACCGGACUUUAUCCAUCCGUGCAACGAAACAAGCAGAGAAUGUCUUGUCAAGUCAACACAGGAAGCUAUUCCCGAAUUCGUAAAAGGCCUUCCUGAGCUUGGAGUGCCCUCGUUGGAUCCCUUCGUCAUUGAGAAGUUAGCAAUUCCUCUAACUGGACUGAAAGUAACUUUUUAUCAGGGGAAAGUGUCCGGCUUUAGAAACUGCAUCGUUGAUAAUGUAAUCUCUGAGUUAGAGAAGCGACACUUUGUUCUGGACUUCCACUGCAAUUUAACGAUAAAAGGACAGUAUGACGCAGUCGGGAAGAUAUUGCUCUUCCCGAUAAAUGGAGAGGGCGACGCUAAAGUCAAACUGACCAACCUUAGAAUGAAGGUUGAUAUUAAUACUAAAUACGUAAAAGAUGCCAAAGGAUUGAAUCACUUUGCACUAAGGAACUACAAAUACACGUUCGACUACGGGGACAAAAUGACUUUCGACUUGCAGAAUCUAUUUAAAGAAAGCAAAGAAUUAAGUGCCACAGUUUUGAACUUCCUCAACGAAAAUUGGAAAACAGUAGCCGAAGAAUUUGGGAAACCCAUAGUAGACUAUGCAGUUGACUUAGCUAUAAGAACUAUUGAGAAAUUCUUCGUCGCUGUGCCGUAUGAAGAAUUAAUCAAUGUGCCCAUACCUCAAAAUUAAUAUUUAAGCGAUUCGGUUGAUUAAA
Molecule: messenger RNA, 874 nt
Organism: Pieris napi
Lineage: Eukaryota; Metazoa; Arthropoda; Insecta; Lepidoptera; Pieridae
Product: circadian clock-controlled protein daywake-like
Exons: 5
Coding region: 106-849 (247 amino acids)
Source: RefSeq, a predicted model, not a curated record